Drosophila innubila is the source of this 1591-nucleotide messenger RNA. RefSeq names its product neuronal membrane glycoprotein M6-a (gene M6). Gene Ontology annotation, cellular component: plasma membrane. Gene Ontology annotation, biological process: neuron projection development. NCBI's taxonomy places the organism in Eukaryota, Metazoa, Arthropoda, Insecta, Diptera, Drosophilidae. The record is from RefSeq and is a predicted model, not a curated record. Bases 1 to 939 code for a protein of 312 amino acids. The transcript has 4 exons.
AUGUCCGGAAAAGGCAAUUACAAUAAUCGUGAUCGCGUACGGGAUCCACGCGAAGAGAUUCUACUCGAAACAAAUUUCGAAGACGACGGUGGUGUGCUAACUCGCGCCUAUAACAAUAAUCCCUAUCAGAAUCGGCGACACAGUGCCUACCAGUCGGAGCACUCCUUGGAUAGGUACACCGAACGCGGCGGUGAAGCCGAUUGUUGCCAGUCAUGUAUGGCACGCAUUCCAUAUGCAACGCUGAUUGCGACCCUUAUGUGUCUGCUCGGCGUUGGCAUAUUUUGCGGCACAAUGUACAGAGGGGCAUCGCUAACGGUUAUCAUGAUGGAUCAGGUGUUUCACCUGCGUCUCAUAUGGAUCGAGGCUGUACAGAUGAUAUUUGUUAUAAUUGCCGCUGGGAUGGCUGCUCUCGGAUUUAUGAUAUUGUUUGUUGGCUUUCUGGCAACGGGCGCAACUCGCUAUAAGGUUUAUAGGGCGUGGCGAUCUCGGGUCGGCGGUCGUAUCUCCUGCGCAGUUCUUAUGGGCAUUACCUACUUGCUGAACUUCGUGUGGACACUUAUUUUGUGCUUCUUGGUCAUCGUAACAUUUAUUUACACCAUGUUUUGGAACAUGUGCUCGAGUGUGGAGCAGUCUCUGAGUUGUAUUGAUUUGACUCAAUUUCAUUUCAUGUUUCCGCCUAACACCAAGCUCGAGGAUAUGAAGGUGUGCGAAAAAUACGAGAUCAAGGCAUUCUGUAAAGAUGGUGUUGAGAACGCUGAAGUAAUGUUUAUUUUGGCUACUCUCUCGACUCUCCUGGUGAUCCUCAGUCUUGUGCACUAUUUGAUGUGUCUUUCCGCAAAUUACGCCCACAUUCGGGACCACGAAAAGUUCCAGGAGCUUCAGGAGAUUCAAAAUCUGAACGAACUGGAGUAUAGCGCUACGUCCAAGGAUCGUUUCUAGGAAAUAUUUAAAUCUAUACAAUUUGUGCUUCACAAGCAAUAAGACAAGAUUGGCACAGUGAAGCCCAAAGACACAGAAAUGCAACGAAAAUCGCUAUAGCAAUAUGAAUUUGUUUUUAAAUGAUAUCCAUGGCUUUUUUUGAAUUUUAUUUUCUAAGUGUUUCGCAGUUAAUGUAUGAGUUAUUCCGUAUCUUAAUUAUAAUUUAGACCAGUAACGUUCGCGAAAAACAAUCACAUACACAAAAAUACACUUGUCUGACUUACUGACUUGGAAAUCCAUGUUAUAAACCGUUAACGCUGUGCUGAUACUCACAGUGACAGUUAAGCAUCGCAUGAGAUGCGUAUAAUUGCAUUAAAGCUCAGGGUUAUUCACCCUGCCCAUCACCGUGAAACCGUACCAAAAUUAAUGUGCUAAGCUGGCAGCAAUAAUGUUUAAUAUUUUCACCAACUUGCGUCCAUAUAUAUGUAUUAUGUAUGCACUGCAUAAAUCUGUAUACCUUACAUGAUUAUAUUUUCCGUCCAAAAUUGUCUAUUUUCAAAUGUCUAUGAAAUAAUAAUUUAAUAUUUGUCUUAUAUUAUAAGUGCGUUUUAUCUGUAUACAUAUUUGUAUUUUUAAAAUAAUCAUACGUCUUUUACGUACACAUGCCUAUAAA